Molecule: messenger RNA, 2805 nt
Organism: Linum trigynum
Lineage: Eukaryota; Viridiplantae; Streptophyta; Magnoliopsida; Malpighiales; Linaceae
Source: the annotation of a GenBank genome assembly
AUCCUAGGUUGAAGAAAGAAACAAAUGCAAUUUAGCAUGAUUUCAGUGUAUGCUCUAUAACACGCAUGCUAACAUAAAGCAGGAUGAGAAAAAAAAUCUUCUCCGAUCCAUUACCUUCCCAACUAUUUCAAAACUAAUCAACUCAUAAUCAUAACGACAAUGACAUUACUCUCCUCGAUCUCUUUGCAUUGUAAUCAAAUCCUACCUUGAUUAAUUUAGCUCAUCUUCAUUACAAACCAAAAUUGUCCUACCCCUACACUACCCCAUAUAGCAAUUCCCCUCUCCCUCUCUCUCUCUCUUGUCUUGGCCCUAUCAACAAAGUGUUCUUGUUCAAUUUCGCUCUCUUCUUCUUCCCCUCUCCCUAAACAAAUUACUCAAAUUCUCUCCCUCUCCUUCUCUCUCUACCCUCUCCCAUGGUGGUUCCAUCACUGUCCUUACUUCUCCCGUUCCAAUCCUCAUCAUGCCCCACUUUCGUCUCCCCUUCCUCUCCGGCGGCCACCGCCGGCCGCGACUCCCAGAACCGUACACCACUACCGCUGAAAUCAGCACCGGCGGAGACGACGUCGUAGAAUGCUACGCGUGCACGCAGGUCGGCGUCCCGGUCUUCCACUCCACAACCUGCGACGCCGCCCACCAGCCCCUCUGGGAAGCCUCCGCCGGCUCCUCCUUGGUCCCCAUCCACUCCAACAACUCAACAACCGCCAACAACACAACUAGUAGUACCCCCCUCCCGGCCCCACGCCCGCGGCCCCGCCGCCGUCCCAGCGGCGCGUUCGGGACGGUGGUGGACCCGCGGAGCAAGCGCGUUCAGCGGCUGAACCGGGCCUUCCUCCUGGCCCGGGCCAUGGCCCUGGCCGUGGACCCGCUGUUCUUCUACGCGCUGUCGAUCGGGCGCGGGGGAUCCCCGUGCCUGUACAUGGACGGCGGGCUGGCGGCGAUCGUGACGGUGCUCCGCACGUGCCUGGACGGGGCGCACCUGGUGCACGUGUGGCUGCAGCUGCGGGUGGCGUACGUGUCGCGGGAGUCGAUGGUGGUUGGGUGCGGGAAGCUGGUGUGGGACCCGCGAGCCAUCGCGGCCCACUACCUCCGGUCGCUGAAGGGAUUCUGGUUCGACGCCUUCGUCAUCCUCCCCGUUCCCCAGGCUGUGUUUUGGUUGGUGGUGCCAAGACUGAUCAGAGACGAGCAGAUCAAGCUGAUAAUGACAAUAAUGCUCUUAAUCUUCCUGUUCCAAUUCCUGCCCAAAGUCUACCACAGCCUCAGCCUGAUGAGGAGAAUGCAAAAGGUCACCGGUUACAUCUUCGGCACCAUCUGGUGGGGUUUCGGCCUCAACCUCAUCGCCUACUUCAUCGCCUCCCACGUCGCCGGAGGGUGCUGGUACGUGCUCGCCAUCCAGCGCGCCGCCUCCUGCAUAAAGCAGCAGUGUGACUUGUCCUCCAACUGCGACCUCUCCUUGUCCUGCUCCGAAGAGCUCUGUUUCCGCCUUGUCCUGCCCGAUGCAUUGGCGGCGGGUAGCGGCUCUUGCGGUGGUUAUAUGAACUCGACUACUACUAAUAGGACUCCAAUGUGCUUGGACAUGGAUGGCAGUUUCAAGUAUGGGAUCUAUAAGUGGGCUCUCCCUGUCAUUUCCAGUGAUUCCUUGGCUGUCAAGAUUCUUUACCCCAUUUUCUGGGGCUUAAUGACCCUCAGCACCUUUGGGAACGAUCUUGAACCAACCAGUAACUGGUUGGAAGUGAUGUUCAGCAUAUGCCUAGUUCUUAGUGGGUUGAUGCUCUUCACUUUGUUGAUUGGUAACAUUCAGGUGUUCUUGCACGCAGUGAUGGCGACGAAGAGAAAGAUGCAGCUGAGAUGCAGAGAUAUGGAGUGGUGGAUGAGAAGAAGACAGCUGCCUUCCCGCUUGAGGCAGAGAGUUCGGCACUACGAGCGUCAGAGGUGGACGACCAUGGGAGGUGAGGAUGAGAUGGAAAUGAUCAAAGGCUUGCCCGAAGGGCUACGGCGAGACAUCAAACGAUACCUCUGCCUCGACCUCAUCAAGAAGGUGCCGUUGUUUCAUAACUUGGACGAUUUGAUUCUCGACAACAUAUGUGACAGAGUCAAGCCAAUCGUGUUCUCCAAGGAUGAGAAGAUAAUUAGAGAAGGCGAUCUAGUAUCAAGAAUGGUGUUCUUAGUCCGCGGGAAGAUAAAAAGUUCACAGAGACUAAGCAAAGGAGUUGUAGCAACAAACGUGCUCGAAGCUGGAGGCUUCCUCGGCGACGAACUUCUGUCAUGGUGCCUUCGCAGGCCAUUCAACGAGCGGCUUCCGGCUUCGUCGGCGACAUUUGUGUGUGUGGAAGCCGCGGAGGCAUUUGCUCUCGACGCCAACCACUUGAAGUACAUUACCGACCAUUUCCGGUACAAGUUUGCGAACGAGAGGCUGAAGAGGACGGCGAGGUAUUACUCUUCCAACUGGCGGACGUGGGCGGCCGUGAACAUUCAGUUUGCAUGGCAGCGGUACAGGCGGAGGACCAAAGGUGGCGGUGGUGCUGGUCCGAUGAACCCUGUGGUGGAGAGUGGUGGGGAUGUGGAAAAUAAGCUGUUGAGAUAUGCUGCCAUGUUCAUGUCGAUUAGACCACAUGACCACCUUGAAUGAAUGAAAUCGGAUAGAAGGGUGAAUUAGAGUGCAAUGUUUUUGGGAGAAUCUUGCUCUUUUUUUCUUGUCUUUGUUCAUUUGUUGUCAUUUGUCAUCAGAUUAUGAACAAAGCAUAUCCUCCUGUAUGGUCAUGUGGGUAUUCUCAUUGAUACCUCCAUGAAUAAAGAAAAUAAAUUAGU